Insectozyma verbasci is the source of this 1086-nucleotide messenger RNA. NCBI's taxonomy places the organism in Eukaryota, Fungi, Ascomycota, Pichiomycetes, Serinales, Debaryomycetaceae. The record is from the annotation of a GenBank genome assembly.
AUGUCAUAUAAUAAUAUACACAAUGGUUAUAAUAAAGAGAAAAGUAUAAACAAUGGAAGCCAUAACUCAGUUUUAAUAUCUGAAAAAACUUUAAAAUCAUGUCAACAAGUUAAAAAUUUUAAUUAUCAUCAAGGUGCAUCUAUAACUUCAUUAGAUUUUAAUGAUUCAGGACAAUAUUUAAUUUCGUCAGGUGUUGAUAAACUGAUUCAAUUAUAUGAUUGUUUUAAAGGUGUACAUUAUAAAGAUAUACAAUCACAAAAAUAUGGAUGUCAUUCAGCAAGAUUUACUCAUGAAGAAUUAAAUUGUUUAUAUUUAUCAACAUUAACUGAUAAUAAUUCAGGUGAAGAUGCAAUUAGAUAUUUAUCAUUAUCUAAUAAUUCAUAUUUACGGUAUUUUAAGGGACAUAAGUCACAAGUUAGUUCUUUAGAAUUAAAUCCAAUUUAUAAUAGUUUUAUAAGUUCAAGUUUUGAUGGAACUGUUAAAAUUUGGGAUUUUAAAAGUGCAAAUCCAGUUGGAAAUUUAGAAGUUGGACAAAAUACAAUAAUAGCUUAUGAUCCACAAGGUAUAAUAUUUGCAAUUGGGAAAUAUCCAAUAAAUGAUGAAAGUUUGGGGGUUGUUGAAUUUUAUGAUUUAAAAUCUUAUGAUAAAGAACCAUUUUUGAAAGUUGAAGUACAAGCAUUACCAAAUCAAAUAUGGAAUAAAUUGGAAUUUUCAAAUAAUGGGAAAUAUUUAUUAAUUGGAACUAAUUCAUAUCAACAUUAUAUAUUAGAUGCAUUUACAGGUAAAACUAUUGCAAUUAUAAAAUUACCUAUUUAUAGUAAAAUGUAUUUUAAAUAUCCAUCAACUGGUUGUUGUUCAUUUACACCAGAUAGUAAAUAUUUAUUAGUUGGAACAUCAAAUUCAAGAAUAAUGAUUUUUGAUUUAAAUAAAUUGAAAGAAGGUCAAGAAACAAUAGUAAUCGAUAAAUCAGAUAUAAUAUUACAAUCUACAUGUGGUAUACCCAAGAUAUUACAAUUCAAUCCAAAGUUAUAUUCAUUUGCAACAAGUGAUACCACUGUGACAUUAUGGCUGCCAAAUAAUCAAUAA